CCCAGCCUGGGUGUGCUGCUGUGAGCCGCAGAGGGCGCCCGAGACCCGGGCUUUCUCUCUCUCCUCCUCACCGCUGAAUCUCUCAGCUCUCCUCCCCUCAGAUCAGAGCUCAGAGAGGGGAGGACACAGCCGGAGGAGCCGCUCCUUCCGCCCGCCGGACCCGCGGUAACAUGCUGCUGCUACAUUCCCUCAGCUCCAGCGGGGUCUCUCCAGCUUUCUGUCUUCUGAGGAGUGAAGAAUGGAUUUAAAGGAGUGAGGACUGAGCGGGCUGUAGACACGAGGGGAGCCCUGCGUGUGUGUGUUGUUGUGAGAGUGUGUGAGAGUGUGUGAGAGUCGCUUUGUUCGCUCAAUAAGCCGGUGCACAAUAAUCUGUAUCUCAACAUGGACUCUCCAGUGAAAGGGAAUAGGUGUGAUACAGACCCUGAAUCUCCUGAGGAGGAAGAAGUUGACCCAAGAAUUCAGGGAGAACUGGAGAAACUGAAUCAGUCCACGGAUGACAUCAACAGAUGGGAAACAGAGCUGGAGGAUUCCAGGCAGAGGUUUCGUGCUGUCCUGGUGGAGGCCACAAUCAAGUUAGACGAGCAAGUUAAGAAGAUUGGCAAAGCAGUGGAAGACUCCAAACCCUACUGGGAGGCCCGGAGAGUGGCCCGGCAGGCGCAGGUGGAAGCUCAGAGAGCCACACAGGAGUUCCAGAGGGCCAUAGAGAUCCUGAGGGCAGCCAAGGAGACCAUCGCUCUGGCCGAGGAGAGGCUGCUGGAGGAGGAGAGCCGGCAGUUUGACUCAGCCUGGCAGGAGAUGCUUAAUCACGCCACCCAGAGGGUGAUGGAGGCGGAGCAGAGCCGGACCAGCAGUGAACUGGAGCACAGGGAGACGGCUGCCAAAUACAACGCAGCCAUCAGCCACAUGAGACAGCUGGAGAAGAAGCUCAAACGCACCAUUAGCAAAUCACGGCCGUACUUUGAAUUAAAGGCAAAGUAUUACCUGCAGCUUGAGCAACUAAAGAGACGAGUGGACGAGCGGCAGGCUAAUCUGGCUAAGGCUAAAGCCGAGUACAGGACAGCCUUAGGCAACCUGGAGGCCAUCUCAGACGAGAUCCACGCCCGCCGACGCCUCUCCGCCAUGGGGCCUCGGGGCUGCGGGGUCGGGGCUGAGAGAGACGGGGGAGCCGGGGACGAAAUCUCCAACUUUAAAAUGGAGUCAGAUGGCAUAUCCAUGAUGUCUGAGACCUUCGAGGAGGAGAACUGUAACGGCACUACACCAGAAGACGACCCGGAGACCCAGUCCACCUGCAGCUUCAGCUCCAACUCCGCCCCUAUGGACGUCCCCCCCUGCCCGUACCUCCCCUCACCUUCCUCUUCCUACCCACUGCUCUCUUCCUCCUGCCCCUUCCCCUCCUCUUCCUCUCCCCCCUCCCCCUCGACUUCACCCUGCCCCGGGGAUCUGGAGGGUUUCAGCCUGGUCUCGCCUGUGCUGGGUCCUCGCAGCGAGUGCAGCGGCGCCUCCUCGCCCGAGUGUGAUCAGGAGAGAGGGGAAAGAGCAGAAGGUGCGGAAGGAAAGCCAGUAAACACUACACAGCCAAGCAGUCAGAAGAGCGACGCUCUGGAAGACCGCAUGAACCGCCUGUCCCUCCAGCACACAGGCAAGAGUGAGAAGGAGAGCGCACCCUUCACUGUGACCCCCCCACCACCCCCCAUACUGCUGCUCAACUCUGUUUAAAACAAAAGGAAGGAAGGACUAAAAACAAUCCCCCCCCCCCCCCCCCUUCACUUCACCUGUCUUCCAGACUGAUGUGUUACUGUGAGACUGUGGAAACCUCUCAGUGUUUAAAUGGACUUCUGAGGAUAAUAAAUGGUUUUGGAAGGAAUCCAGAGACGGACCGAAGAUCUGGACACAGAGCUGUCAGCUGUACUUCCACUCACCGGACAUUUUAUCAGAAACAGUGAACUGUGCCCGAUCAUGGAACAAGAUGAUGUCACCGAUGCAUCGUUUCUGUAAAGAUACAUGCUGGGUUUAUGCCGAAUUCAGCACCUCUGUCUGGAAAAAACACCUCUACUUUGUUGCUAUGCAUGUAACCGUGACUGAGAUACCCAUGACUUUUGGCACUUUUGGUAUUUCUACGUUUCUAAGUUAGACGACGCUGUGUAUGCAACUCCGAGAGAGGGCACUUUGCAUGGCAGGGAUGCUGAAUUCGUCACCGGCAAGCCCACUGAGCAACUGUGAGUAAUUGCUUUAGUGAGGGUGCUCGGGCACGGAUUGUUUAAACGCAGUGUGAGUGCAGGCCAGCGAGGUGGAGUGGGGAGAAAAAUAUUUCACACUUCUACUCAGUAAUAAAAAAUUC
Molecule: messenger RNA, 2338 nt
Organism: Astyanax mexicanus (Mexican tetra)
Lineage: Eukaryota; Metazoa; Chordata; Actinopteri; Characiformes; Acestrorhamphidae
Gene: sh3bp5a
Product: SH3-domain binding protein 5a (BTK-associated)
Exons: 9
Coding region: 382-1716 (444 amino acids)
Biological process (GO): intracellular signal transduction; negative regulation of protein tyrosine kinase activity
Cellular component (GO): cytoplasm
Molecular function (GO): protein kinase inhibitor activity
Source: RefSeq, a predicted model, not a curated record